AUGAGGACUGUUUGUGCUAAAUCUUCAAAGAGAGAAGUUGGCUUCACCUUUGAGAAGAAAGGAAAAGAAGCUACAAGUAGUGUAGAUGAUGAAGAAUCGGAUGCAACUGAAGCCAAACUUGUAAGAAAAUUAAAGAAAGGAUCUGGCAAAUAUAAAGGUAAAUUACCCUUCAAGUGUUUUGAUUGUGGGAAAAUAGGACAUUUUGUUGCUAGGUGUCCUUAUAAGAAGAAGGAAGGCAAUAAUGAGGAGAGUAUCAAGGAUAAAGAUAAAAAGUUUUAUAAAUCUAGGAGAAGAAAUUUUCAAAAGAAGAAAAUUCUUUACACUAUUGAUAGUGACGUUUCUGAUGAUGAAAGUGAGUCAGCUGAGGAUUGCAGUGAAGAUGAAAAACAAACUAAUCUCUUCAUGUCUCAAGAGAUCCAAAAUGAGGAUAAAAUAUCAAGGUGUGAUAGUGGAGUUCAAUCCAACAAUUUAUUUGACAGUGAUAAUGAAGAUGAAGUUGAUGUUGAAGUUGACCUUGAAGGAGAAUUAGUCUGUGCUCUUGAAGGAAUAGACAAGGUAAGGAAAGAGUAUAAAAAAUACAAGAAAUCAACCAUAAAGGAACAAGAUCAGCUAAGCAAAAGCAUUGAAGAAUCUAAUCUGAAUAUUAUUGCCUUAACAUCUCAAUUAGAAGAUGCCAAAAAGUUGUGUGAAGUAAUAAAAUCAGAAUUGAAAGCAAAAGAUGCCAAAAAUUGGCAGAAAAAACAUAUAAUCUUAGGAAAGAUCUUGAGAGGUGCAGGGAAGAUCUCAAAGUCAGGAUAA
Cryptomeria japonica (Japanese cedar) is the source of this 798-nucleotide messenger RNA. RefSeq lists its product as uncharacterized. Gene Ontology annotation, molecular function: nucleic acid binding; zinc ion binding. The transcript has a single exon. Bases 1 to 798 code for a protein of 265 amino acids. Lineage: Eukaryota; Viridiplantae; Streptophyta; Pinopsida; Cupressales; Cupressaceae. The record is from RefSeq and is a predicted model, not a curated record.